Messenger RNA from Pelagomonas calceolata, 824 nucleotides. NCBI's taxonomy places the organism in Eukaryota, Pelagophyceae, Pelagomonadales, Pelagomonadaceae. The record is from the annotation of a GenBank genome assembly.
GCCGCUAGCAAAAAGUCAGAGCGCAAGCGCAUUGCUCGAUCUGCGUCAGUGAUAUCUACUCGCCGGUCUUAAAAGAGCUGCCUUGCAGGCCACAGCUGAAGCGGUGCAAAAACUGACCGUGGAUGCGCCGUCGACGCGUCGCGUACGUAUGCCUUGCUGCACAGACUGCACUGGCUUUGGUCGCGCCACCGCUGCUCACUGCACCAAGGAGCGUGUCUUGUAACAUUGUGACACCGCUGCGAGGACCAGCCGCGACUGCCGAUGAGUUGGAGUACGGCCGCGGCACGAUGGCGGACCUGUCGUCGAUCGUGACGCUCGCCCAGGCGGAGUUCGGCAAGGACUACACCGACCCCGUGUCAAAGUUCGGCCUCCUCACGCUGCUGACCGUGGGCUUCUGGAUACGGCUCUGCCGAGACGACCAUUCCAUCCUCACCUGCAAGGACGCGUCGAACGAUUUGAUAGGCUACGUCGAGGUCUCGCCGCAGCCGGCCGGCGAGGUGUCCGGCCCGUUUCCCCUCCCAAAAUGGGCCAAGGGCUUGAUGGGGCCGCUUACGCCGUACCUGGCGAACUUAUUGGUACGGCCCGACGCGCGGCGCCGCGGCGUCGGCGGCGCGCUCGUCGUGGCGUGCGAGCAGGAGGCGGCGAGCUGGGGCGACGGCGUGUUAGGACUGCACCACGACCGCACGGACCAGAAGCUCGUGCGAUUCUAUAGGAAGCUCGGCUUCGCGGGGGACGGCGUCCCGCUGAAGCACCAGGGCUUCGAGCUCGUGUACGUGGCGAAGCGCGUAAGGCCAUCGUAGACAACUACCCCACUCUGGUCAUCG